AUGCCGCACUCAACUUGCUCAAAAAGGAGUAGUAACAAUCAUUCGUCGCCGGCCGGCCAUCGUAAAUCUCAUAAGACGGAGUCGUCAAAAAAUAAAGAGAAGGCGCCAGUCGCUGCAAAUCUGGAAACUCGGGCCAAUUCUGGAAAUAGGGCGGUUAAGAGCAAGAUGGAGGAAUACAAGCAAGCGUUCCACUUUUUCGAUGCAAAUAAUGAUGGCCAUAUCACCAUUGAUGAGUUGGAAAAGGCAAUGAGAAAAUGUGGUCAAACUCCAUCGAAAUUAGAGCUCCGUCUUAUUAUGUACCACGGAGACAAUGACCAAAAUGGGGUUAUCACAUUCGACGAAUUUGCCCAUUUAAUGAAUGGCACUUCUUCAAUGUCACAGUACACCUAUUCACAGCUUCGUGAGCAAUUCGAUAUGUUUGAUAAGGACAAGGACGGAUUCAUCGAAAAAAUGGAAAUGAUUUCGAUUGUUCGGGAGCUCUCGCUUCAAGCAUCAUUCCCGAGCAAGGUUAUUGAGCAAUUGUUCAAUGAAGCUGACAUUGAUGGAGACGGAAAGAUCUCGUUCGAAGAGUUCGUAUUGGCAGUCAAUUAA
Messenger RNA from Caenorhabditis bovis, 591 nucleotides. Lineage: Eukaryota; Metazoa; Nematoda; Chromadorea; Rhabditida; Rhabditidae. The record is from the annotation of a GenBank genome assembly.